AUUCUGAAAAAACCAGACCGGAAACCGUGUUGUUAUUACCGCUCGCGGAACACGCGCGAGGUAAAUUGAGUAGUUAACGUCAGUGCGAAAAAGGCAUCAAAGUAACUUAGAUAAAGUUAGGAAAUCCUUUAUUUUGUGGUAGUUUUUUUGCUGUAAUAGCACGCACUGGAGCGUUUGACCAACCAACGGAGGUCAUAUUAGCAACUAAGCUAGCUAAUUAACUUAAAUCUGUAAGCGCAUAGUGUGUACGUUUGUUAGCCCGCUAGCCAAGCAUAGCUAACUUCACUCAUUUCAAAUAGCGUCGACGUCUAAGAGCCAAGUUGUACUUUAAAAUAAACCUUUUAUUUAGCUUCCGAGACUUCCGAGAAAAGGGACGUCUGUCACGGUGUCGUUAGCGGCCGUUGGGAAUGUCGCCUCCUCUAUAUCUGUCGUUAUUAGGUCGCCAGAGUCAUGAAAGGUCAACGAACAUAUCAGACAGCGAUUCAGAGGAAGAGCCCAAGCUCCCCCUCAAUCAAUUAUAUCCGUAUAUCCGCUGUGCUCUUUGCUGUGGCUUCUUCAUCGACGCCACCACCAUCACGGAGUGCCUGCACACAUUUUGCAAAUGCUGCAUCGUGAAGCACUUUUUCCAUAGCAACAGGUGUCCCACGUGUGGCAUCGUUGUCCACCAGACGCAACCCCUUUACAACAUCAGGCCUGACAGACAGCUGCAGGAUAUCGUUUACAAAAUGGUUCCCUUCCUGGAGAAGUCUGAACAAGUGCGAAUGUGUAACUUCUACAAAGAGAGAGGGCUGCCGGUGCCAAAAGCAGUGGUGGUCUCCCCUCCGGGUCCAGUGGUGAUAAAGAGGCAGAAGAAGGAAAACAUUCCCCAGUCUAUGUUCACCAUUCCUCCGGAGCUGGACGUAUCUCUUCUGCUGGAUUUUGUUGGGGCUGAAGAGGGCAUCAAUAGCUAUAAGCCGUUGGAGAGGCGGUACGUUCGCGUGUCGGGCGAGGCCACCGUCCGCCACGUGGAGCUGUUCAUCAGGAGGAAGAUGGAGCUGAGCACCACCUGCCAGGUGGAUGUGGUUUGUGGAGACCACCUGCUGGACCACUACCAGUCGCUCAAAGACAUACAGAACUCUGUGGGCGAAGAGGCACUCCAGGAUGGUCUGUUGGUGCUGCACUUUGGCCUGGUCCUGCCCUCCCAGCCUUAAGAAUCAAGGUGUACGGAACACUUUUUGGGGGUUUUGUUCCUCUUCCUCGGGCUCUGGUCAUAAUGUGGAGGGAAGUUUCUAGGUGCUCCACAGCUGCUCGGGACGUCUUGUCAGCUGGUGGCCGGCGAGACGUUCUUCAACAAAUGUUUGACUCGAGACUCAUCGUCUCGUAUUCGGGGCGAGCCGCGCAUCUGCAGCAGGCCUUCGCUAAACUGUACGGUGCCCCUCUGCCAGUGGGUCUGUAACUUUUGAAGCGGCGACUCUGGGAAGGUGAAACGACGUCGGGUCUGAAGAGCUGCAUCAUUCUAGUUAAGUCAUCUCUCUCUCUGGAAAGCGGGGGCCGCUAUCUAAAUUCCCUCUAUUUAUGAUCCAAGGGCUCGGGGGGAUUUCAGAUCAUUUUUAAAGGGCUUGAAACUACAACUACCAAAGGUUUGUGUGUGUUUAUUUUUAAUUGCAACUUGGUUCUUGUUGAUGUACUUGUUUAAAUUAAGAGCUUUUGUAUAGGCUCUCUGCUGAUGUAAAUAAUGCAUUUGACUUGAUGCUCACCAGAUGAGGACAAAAGUAGUUUUGUAUAGUCUAUGAAACGUUUCCUACUUGCUUUUUUCAGAAUUGACUAUUAAAUUACUAGAAAAAACA
Cyclopterus lumpus (lumpfish) is the source of this 1826-nucleotide messenger RNA. It is a transcript of the gene pcgf6, whose product is annotated as polycomb group ring finger 6. Gene Ontology annotation, biological process: regulation of transcription by RNA polymerase II. Gene Ontology annotation, cellular component: PRC1 complex. The coding region runs from base 408 to 1190 and encodes 260 amino acids. The transcript has 10 exons. NCBI's taxonomy places the organism in Eukaryota, Metazoa, Chordata, Actinopteri, Perciformes, Cyclopteridae. The record is from RefSeq and is a predicted model, not a curated record.